AUUUAAUGUAAAUUACAAAAAUGUGAACAGUACCGUUCUCUCCAUACGGCCGGCUAUAGGCUUCCCAGGUCAGUGCUGAGAAGGGCAGUUCCCUGUUCAGACGACGAUUACACCGAUUUCUUUUUGCUUCUCCCCUAUGCUUGUGAAGAUUGUAAUUUUGCUUGUCGGUAGGAUUAACAGAUUCAAAUUUCUGAGUGUGAGGUGUCUGUUCCGGCUAUGGGUGAUAAAGUUCCGGCUAUGAAGUGAAGAUCAAAAGUUUCAUUUCGUUCAACUAUCGAAAGUUCGAAACAUCAAAAAAUGCUGCUUGUAAGAAUGCACGAGUUCAAUGAAGCGCUCCAGGUUAUUGGAAGGCUAAAUUCUGGGUUUAUCAGACCAAGCAGGUGGUUUCAUGCUUCUUGUUCAGGAACAGGUGAAAUUGAGCACAUUGUCAAAGUAAUUAAUGAACAUUGUUUUCCCGAUCAGCCAUUGCAGCCCACUCUUGAAAGAUAUAUCAAUCCCGCAUCUUUGUCUCCAUCCUUUGUGAAUAAUGUUCUUGGCCGCUUAUUUGCAGCACAUGCCAAUGGGCUUAAAGCUUGUGAAUUUUUCAAAUUUUGUCUUUUUCAUCCUGAUAAAAGCUCAACACCAGAUGCGUUUGAGAAGACGAUUCAUAUACUGACCAGAAUGCGCUACUUUGAUAAAGCGUGGGAACUGAUGGCAGAAAUCAAGGAGACACAUCCGUCACUCCUUACUCUUAAGUCUAUGAAUAUUAUGUUGUCAAGAAUAGCAAAAUCACAAUCCUAUGAGGACACUCUUGAAGCUUUCGAGAAGUUGGAGAGAGAUAUUUUUGUUGGGAAAAAGUUCGGCACAGAAGAGUUCAAUGCACUCCUACACGCAUUUUGCACUCAAAGGCAAAUGAAAGAAGCUAAAUCUGUGUUCAAUAAGCUUCAUUCCCGGUUUGCUCCAAACACUAAAACAAUGAACAUUCUGCUUUUAGGGUUCAAGGAGGCAGGAAAUGUAACAUCAGUGGAGCUGUUUUACCAUGAGAUGAUCCGAAGAGGCUUCAAGCCUAACUAUGUGACUUACAACAUCAGAAUUGAUGCUUACUGCAAGAAAGGCCGUCUGGGUGAUGCCCUGAGACUGCUGAAAGAGAUGGAAAGUGUUAAUCACUGCUUGCCAACAUUACAAACAAUGACAACUUUGAUAUAUGGGGCAGGGAUUGCUCGGAACAUAAGCAAAGCAAGGGAACUGUUUCAUGAAAUUCCCAAGAGAAACUUAACAAUAGAUGUUUGUGCUUAUAACGCUCUCUUGAGUUCACUUCUCAGGUCUCGGGAUAUCAAAGCUGCAGUUGAGUUAAUGGAGGAAAUGGACGAGAAGAAGAUCUGUCAUGACCAUUUAACCUAUCACACUAUGUUCUGGGGAUUGAUAAGGUUAAAAGAUGUUCACGGUGUAUAUGGACUGUAUAACAAGAUGACUGAACAGGGGUUCUUGCCAAAGACGCGGAGCGUUGUUAUGUUGAUAAAGUUUUUCUGCGAGAAUCAGAAUAUUGAUUUGGGACUAAGUUUUUGGAACUACUUGUUAGUGAAAGGGCAGUGUCCACAUAGUCAUGCACUGGACCUUCUGGUUACUGCAUUAUGUUCCCAUGGAAGAGUUGAAGAGGCUUUGGAGUGUUCUAAGCAAAUGAUGGAUAGAGGUAGACAUAUAAGUGGAUUGGUGUUCCAGAUGUUGAAGAGAAUUUUGUUGGAGUCGGGUGAAGAAGCGAAACUGCACCAGCUGGAGGAAAUGAUGAAGAAGCUGGAAAUUUUAUUACCACCUUCAAAUGUACAAUACAAGACUCAUGUUCCUUGCUGCUAGGAAAUUUUAACUUGUUUAUUAUUUUGUGAUAUUUUUUUUAAUUUUAUCUGUAACUUUUUCCUUUAUAAUAUAGGGCCUUUCAGCUCUUAAAACGAGUAACAAUACAAGACCAUCAAAUUCACAUUUUCAGUUCAGACACUUUUAUUUGGUUGUGUUAUUUGACUUAGAUUUCAAAUCACUCUGCACAUACCUGGUACCUGUACCUCUCUUAUUUUCAGUUGAGUUAUUGGUUGUAAGGCCGUCCAAAAGGGGUCACACCAAAGUGUAGCUUGAAGCCUCUUGUCCCUAGAUUAUCUGAACUCCUUGGCAUUGAGGUCAAGAUGGCAAAUGACUGUAUUGGUGAGGAAGUCGAGAAAUUGGUUGCUGAAACUCCCGAGGGUGGUGUGUUGCUUUUGGAGAAUGUGAGGUUCUACAAAGAGGAAGAGAAGAAUGAUCCCGAGUUUGCAAAGAAGCUUGCUGCCCUUGCGGAUGUGUAUGUUAAUGAUGCAUUUGGAACUGCCCACAGAGCUCAUGCAUCCACAGAAGGAGUGGCCAAGUACUUGAAACCAGCUGUAGCUGGAUUCCUUAUGCAGAAGGAGCUUGACUAUUUAGUUGGAGCUGUGAGUAGCCCAAAGAAGCCAUUUGCUGCCAUUGUUGGAGGUUCAAAAGUAUCCACCAAAAUUGCUGUGAUUGAGUCCCUGCUGGAAAAGGUUGACUUGCUAUUGCUGGGUGGAGGGAUGAUUUUUACUUUCUACAAGGCUCAAGGAUACAAAGUUGGAUCCUCGCUCCUGGAGGAAGACAAGCUUGAGCUAGCCAAAUCCCUCAUCGAGAAGG
Cuscuta epithymum is the source of this 2643-nucleotide messenger RNA. The record is from the annotation of a GenBank genome assembly. Lineage: Eukaryota; Viridiplantae; Streptophyta; Magnoliopsida; Solanales; Convolvulaceae.